Molecule: messenger RNA, 1083 nt
Organism: Macrosiphum euphorbiae (potato aphid)
Lineage: Eukaryota; Metazoa; Arthropoda; Insecta; Hemiptera; Aphididae
Source: the annotation of a GenBank genome assembly
AUGCAGAAAUCCGGUUGUAAAAUAAGUUUGGCUAUCAAAAGUUAUCUUAAACCUUCAAAAAAUUCAAAAGAAUGGAAGUAUUGUGAAGUUAAAGUAUUAAGUAAAAAGCUAUUAACAAAUUUUAAUGAAGCUUCAAAAUUGACCAAUAAGUUUUUAACACAAUCUUCUACCGAAGCUGAAUCAUACCUACCAAAAAAAUUUUUAAAAAAAACAGUAGCAGCUGCAGCAAUUGCGAUGAAAGUGAUUCAAGCCUUCCAUUAUUACCAUCAUUUUCAAAAACUGAUGACAAAAUACAAACAAUUAAUGCUGAUGAAUGUAUUUCAACUAAUGAUGUAUGUGAAAAAAAAUACUGUUAACAAUUUGUUUACCCUUGAUAUUAAUUCAUCUACAGAAGAAAAAACAGGUAAUACAGAUAAUGAUUCUGUGCUUGAGAAUUUACUGGCUGACGAUUAUAACUGGAUAAAUAAUGUUUCAAUGAUUAAUAAUAAUUGUGAUAAUAAUGAAGAUAACAUUAUUAUACUAAAUUCAAGUGUUCAAAUAGAAAAUAAUGAUGUAAAAGCUGAUAGUGUAGAAACUAUUAACCCGAAUUGGAUUCAAGAAGAUCCAGCAGUUCAAAAACAAAUUAUACGUCAAUUAGUUACAUUAAAUGCUAGAAGUAAGGAACAUGGAGAAUAUUUGCACACAAUUAUGAUGAUUUUGAAUGACAUGCAAGAAAGACAAAAAAUAUCUACUGAUCAACUAUCUGCAACAUCAUCAUCUAGCCAUGAAUUUGAAAAAAUUUAUGAAACUUUACCAGUAUCAAGUGAAGAAUCAUUAAAUAUUUUACAAAAUGCAUUAACUAACAAUGACACUUUAUAUAAUAAAACUGUAAAAAUGUUGUCCCUAAUUGGAGGAGGAGAUGUUAAGGACUAUACUGGUCACAAAAAUUCCAAAAAUGCAUUUAAUAAAACCAUUUUGUCAUCACUACUUAUAAAAGCUAUACAUUCAUCUGUACAUUUGGCUGAUAAAUCAAUUAAAGAAAUUGAAACAAUUGCAAGCAUUUGGCUAAGUAAAACUGGUGAAAGAUCAAAAAAUAGAAAUUAG